Oreochromis aureus is the source of this 1007-nucleotide messenger RNA. RefSeq names its product serum amyloid P-component-like. NCBI's taxonomy places the organism in Eukaryota, Metazoa, Chordata, Actinopteri, Cichliformes, Cichlidae. The record is from RefSeq and is a predicted model, not a curated record.
GCUGGGUCGCCAGGAGGGGCUGGAGCCAAUCCCAGCUACCACUGGAUGGCACUUCUGAUUCUCCUGGUAAUGCUGACAGCAUGUGCUGCAAUGCCUCAAGAUCUCUCUGGCAAAAUGUUCAUCUUUCCACAAGAAACUGACACAGCUAAUGUGAGACUGAGUACAUCCAUGCAGAGCUUCACAGCUGUGACAGCCUGUUUCAGGUCCAUUACAGACCUCAGCAGGAACCACAACCUUUUCUCUCUCUCCACACCCUCUUUCCACAAUGGCUUCCUGGUAUUCAAGGAAGCAGGAAAUAAUGUGAUUGACAUCUAUGUCAGAAACAACAGAGUAACAUUUACAGGCCAGGAUUACAUGCUGAAUACGUGGCAGUCUAUUUGCACCACUUGGGAUUCCGAAUCUGAACUGGUGCAGCUGUGGCUUAACGGAAAGCCCUCAAUAAAGAAAUUCAUUGGUGGAUCGGUCAUCACUGAUCCAAUUGUUAUCGUAGGACAGGAGCAGGAUUCCCAUGGCGGGGGAUUUGACAUAAUCAUGUCUGAUGUCCACAUGUGGAACUACGUCCUUUCCCCUUGUGAGAUCCAGCGUUUCGUAGAAGAUCUGAACUUCACUCCUGGGAAUAUGAUAAACUGGAGGGCGCUGGAGUUCGAGGCCACAGGCAGAGUGCUGGUAGAAAAUAAGAUCACUUGUGAAUAAAGUUACACUAUAAAUAAAUAAAGUCAUUAAGAAGAAGCUUGAAAAUAUCUGCAGCUGGUCUUUGGUUAGGGUAAUGUCUUUAAUCAGUUUCAUUUUCAUGAAAAAAUCAAUCUUAUGCUUAAUCAGAAUAAUCAAUUAAAAAAAAACAUGUUAAUUAAUUUCUUUGUGUGUGUAUUAUGGUUUGGGGUUUCUCUUUAACACCAGCUCCUGUCAUCAAUAAUCUAAAUAGUUUCCUCAGUAUAAAUACUCUUCCCUGUGUUUUCUGCCAGAUUGUCUUGGUGCAGCGAAGCAUUACGAUAUGUGAUCAUGUGUCA